CAGCGGCCGCGGGAGCGCGCGGGGCCGCCCCUCUGCGGCAGGCGGGCGGGCGCGGAGAGCGAGCGGGGACCGGCGGGCGGCGGCGCCGGGGAACAUGUGCAGGAUGUCCUUCAAGAAGGAAACUCCGCUUGCCAACGCUGCAUUCUGGGCAGCGAAGAGGGGAAACCUGGCGCUGCUGAAACUGCUGUUAAACAGUGGCCGUGUGGACGUGGACUGCAGAGACAGUCACGGCACCACGCUUCUCAUGGUUGCCUCCUAUGCUGGCCACAUAGACUGCGUGAGGGAGCUGGUUCUGCAGGGAGCAGACAUCAACCUCCAGAGAGAGUCAGGUACAACUGCCCUGUUCUUCGCUGCUCAGCAAGGCCACAAUGAUGUUGUGAGAUUUCUCUUUGGAUUUGGAGCAUCCACUGAAUGUCGGACCAAAGAUGGGGGCACUGCCCUGUUGGCUGCUAGUCAAUAUGGGCAUAUGCCAGUGGUGGAGACCUUGCUGAAACACGGAGCCAACAUCCACGACCAACUUUAUGAUGGAGCCACUGCCCUCUUCCUGGCUGCCCAAGGUGGUUACUUGGAUGUCAUUCGCCUACUGCUGUCUUCAGGAGCAAAAGUCAACCAGCCAAGGCAGGAUGGAACGGCGCCGCUGUGGAUCGCCUCCCAGAUGGGCCACAGCGAGGUGGUUCGUGUAAUGCUGCUGCGGGGAGCUGACCGCGACGCCGCUCGCAACGACGGAACGACGGCAUUGCUGAAAGCGGCCAACAAAGGGUAUAACGAUGUCAUUGAGGAACUGCUCAAAUUCUCACCUACUCUCGGGAUUUUAAAGAACGGGACAUCGGCUCUCCACGCAGCAGUGCUCAGUGGGAAUGCUAAGACAGUUGCCCUGCUCCUGGAAGCAGGGGCAGAUCCAGCCUUGAGAAACAAGGCCAAUGAGCUUCCAGCAGAACUAACCAAAAAUGAACGAAUACUGCACCUCCUGAGACAGAAAGAAGGACCUGGGAAGAAUGACCUUGGAGCUGUCUUAGAUAGAUAGGGACUUGGGCCACAGUAUCUAGAAAGAAAUGGUUCUUAACGAUGUUGGAAAUGAAGAAAGAAUGUCUGCCCCGUGGGUUUGCACAUUGUGCACUAAUCCAGGAAGGGCUCAAGGUCCACUUCCCUCUAUUACAGUGGGCUUCUCACACUGCCCUGUAACUUGGCCCCUGGGGACAUGGAUAGUCACAGAUUCCACAGAAACAUAUCUACAGCUAUGCUGACUCGAGUCCCUAAGUUCAACUCCAUGUUGGACAUGAUUUUGUGCUAAAAAAUGAAGCAAAAGUUUCAUUCUUUAAGAGUCAGAGACCUCCCUACAAUAAAGCAGUACCUGUUUACUUUUGUGUUUAAUGUAGCUAUGCUAAAAUACAAUGUGUUUAGUGUAGCUAUGCUAAAAUACAAUGUGUUUAAUGUAGCUAUGCUAAAAUACAAUGUAUUUAAUGUAGUUAUGCUAAAAUACAUGUUUAAUGUAGCUAUGCUAAAAUACAAUGUAUUUAGUGUAGCUAUGCUAAAAUGCAAUGUGUUUAAUGUAGCUAUGCUAAAAUCCAAUGCCUCCAUCAUAGUUUCAUUUGUCCAUUCACUGUAAAGUAUUUUCUACCACCAGAGUUGUGGUUAUUGUGAGCCAGUGUAUGCAUAAGCAUCUGUUAUUUAAGAUCCACUUCUGACAUUCCACUAUGUGCUAUUCAAAAAUAGGUCAUUAAUACAUAGAAAAGAUAAACUAUUUGUUAGUAAAACCUCAUCUUUUCCUGACAUGUAAAGUCACUGUCCCCUAGUCCACAUUGUCAGUGUAUAAGGAUACUAAUGGGAAGUUGAAAACCCCAACAGCUACAAACCACAAGUCUUUUUGAGCUUUGACUCUGCUUGUAUGGUCUAGAGUCCAAUUGCCAAGGCACACAUGAGGACACUAUACUGGGGAAUCUGGAGCUUCUUGCAGCACUGUCUCUGACACUCUGACUGUGAGCUCACUGGAUGAAAUAUGAUAUACAUGAGUACUGUUGCUGUUACUACUGGGACUAUCCAUAGCAAAUGCAGUUGUUAGUAUUUACCAGGUGUCCAUUUAUGCACGCUCAUGGGUGAAUUGGUCCCAGUACAGAACCACAAGUUUGCCAAAUGGUUUGAGGAGGAUCUAAAGUUGAUGCUCGAUGCACUUUCAAUGGUGUCUAACUGCCUCUGUCGGUGCCUAACUGCAUAUACAGAAAUCAAGCUUCCUUCUAUAAUGCACCAUAUGAAACACUAAUAGUGCAUCUCACAUUUAAACACAUAUCCACACUCCAGCUCACACUAUGCAUGCCCCAGGUUCCACCAGCAGUCCUAUUAAGAUGGAGGGGAAACUAAUCCUAAGGAAGGUUUUGCUUAACUAAAUGCAAUGGUAUUAGAAGUACUACCUUUAAGUCUGCAAAUACCAGAGUGGAACUUUUGAAAUCACAAGAUGAUCUCUUGGCCUGGAGACAUGGCUCAGCGGUUAAGAACACUGACUGCUCUUCCAAAGGUCCUGAGUUCAAAUCCCAGCAAUCACCUGAUGGCUCACAACCAUCUGUAAUUAGAUCUGACACCUUCUUCUGGUGUGUUGGAAGACAGCUACAGUGUACUUAGAUAUAAUAAUAAUAAAUCUUUUGUUUGUUUUUUAA
This is a messenger RNA of Apodemus sylvaticus (European woodmouse), 2648 nucleotides long. RefSeq names its product ankyrin repeat domain 29 (gene Ankrd29). Lineage: Eukaryota; Metazoa; Chordata; Mammalia; Rodentia; Muridae. The transcript has 10 exons. Bases 95 to 1024 code for a protein of 309 amino acids. Gene Ontology annotation, molecular function: protein binding. The record is from RefSeq and is a predicted model, not a curated record.